AUGUCGGAACCGUCUAUCGAAGAUUACACGAUCGGUUGGAUAUGUGCCUUGCAAGAAGAGUAUGAGGCUGGAUGUCGAAUGCUCGAUGUUGAAUAUGACGGCCCGGAGACGAGCGAGAUAAAUGAUAACAACACCUACGUAUUUGGUUGUGUUGGUGGACAUAAUGUUGUCAUUGGAUGCUUGCCAGAUGGCCGAUGUGGCACAAGCUCUGCUGCUAGGGUUGCCAGAGACAUAGUUCGAUCGUUUCCCAAUCUGAGGUUCGCCCUGAUGGUGGGAAUUGGAGGAGGCGCCCCGACGCCGGAGAGAGAUAUCCGCCUUGGUGACGUCGUUGUCAGUGUACCCCAGGGCAAGCUUGGAGGUGUCGUGCAAUACGAUUUUGGGAAAAGGCUGUCGAACAGCCGGUUUCAACGAACAGGCCAGCUAAACGCUCCUCCAGAGGUGCUUCUUGGAACUAUUCCUGAGAUACGACGACGUCACAAUGACCCUAGGAAGUCAGACAAAAUCUCUGAAUAUUUGAGGCUGAUGGAUGAUAUGCCUGACUACCAACGCCCUGCUGAUGAUCGAUUGUAUCGUGCUGACUACGCGCAUAAAGGUGGAAAGAACUGUGUGACAUGUGAAGCUGAUGGAUUGGCAGAGCGUCCACAGCGUAAAAACAGUCGUGAAGUCACGAUCCACUAUGGGACCAUUGCAUCUGCCAAUUCGGUAAUGAAGAAUGCCACAGAAAGGGACCUCUAUGCCAAUGAUCCGGAACUAAACGUUUUGUGUUUUGAGAUGGAAGCCGCUGGCUUGAUGAACAACUUCCCCUGUCUGGUGAUCCGGGGGAUCUGCGAUUAUUCGGAUACACACAAAAAUGAUGAGUGGCACAAAUAUGCAGCACUCACGGCUGCUGCAUAUGCCAGGGAGCUUCUUCAUGUUCUGAAGCCUCGGAAGGUGGCUGGGCUGCCGCCAUGGGCGGGGAAAAUGGAAGGCCUUCUGGCAGACAUCCAAGAAAGAGUUUCAGGCAUUGCGAGAAAGGCCGAUGAGAUUAUCCGUCAUCAACACGGUCAAGAGGAGGAGAAAAUCCUGGAGUGGCUCACGCCAACCAACUAUGCUCCACAGCAGAACGACCUCAUCAGGAAGCGACAAUCGGGGACUGGCCAAUGGUUGCUGGAUUCGGCACAGUAUCAGAAUUGGCUAGAAACUAACAAGCAGACGUUGUUCUGUCCAGGCAUUCCUGGGUCGGGGAAGACAAUUAUCACCGCGAUUGUGGUCGACCAUCUUUAUAAGAUAUUUUAUAGCGACGCCACAAUUGGAAUCGCGUACAUUUAUUGCAACUUUAAGCGCCAAGAGGGGCAAACAGCCGAUUUCUUAUUCCUAAGUCUUUUGAAGCAAUUAGUCCAGCAAUCUCCAUCUAUACCGGACAGUGUGAGGGCUCUCUAUGACGUCUAUGUAAAUAAGAGAACGCCAUUAUCAUUUGAUGAAGUUAGUAGAGCUGUGUAUUCUGUGAUUGCUACUUAUUCACGAGUCUUCAUUGUCAUCGACGCACUUGACGAAUGUCAAGCAACCGACGGUUCCCGAUCACGUUUUUUAUCUGAAAUUUUUAACCUACAGCUUAAGAGUGGGGCGAGUAUCUUUGCUACUUCAAGAUUCAUCAGUGAUAUUACAGACAGGUUUAAGGGUAAUAUAAACCUGGAAAUCCGUGCCAGCGAUGAGGAUGUGGGAAGAUAUCUAGAUGGUAAUAUCUCUAAGCUGCCGGCAUUUGUGGGACGCAAUCAAGACCUCCAAAACAAAAUCAAAACUGCAGUGAUAAAGGCUGCUGAUGGCAUGUUUUUGCUAGCACGACUCUACUUAGAUUCCCUCGACGAUAAGUUGACAACAAAGGCUGUCGAGAGUUCAUUAAAACAAUUCCAAGGACACAAUCUGGCAUCGGAUGAAGAUGAACGGCUAAAAUUACUUUCUCAAGCAUAUGAACAAGCGAUGGAGAGAAUCAUGGGUCAGAAACCAGGCUUCCAGCUUCGACAUGCCCUUGCUGUGGAACUCGGUACAUCUGAACUUGACACAAAGAAUCUUCCAGAAAUAGAAGAUAUGAUUUCCGUGUGUGCGGGAUUGGUCACGGUCGACGAAGAAAGCAAUAUCAUCCGCUUGGUCCACUAUACAACUCAAGAAUACUUUAAAAGGACACAAGGCACGUGGUUUCGGGAUGCAGAAACCAGGAUCACGACAACCUGUCUAAUAUAUCUUUCUUUCAGUCUCUUUGACAGUGGGGUUUGUCAAACGGAGAAUGAGUUUGAAAAGAGGUUAGAAUCUAAUCAUCUUUACGGCUAUGCCGCACAAAAUUGGGGACACCAUGCCCGUAUAUCUUCAAUUGAGGACAGGAAGUUGAUUUUGGAUCUUCUUGAGAGUGAGACUAAAAUAUCUGCUUGUAUCCAAGCGAUGAUGGUGCUUAGGGACUACAAGGGCUAUUAUCUGGAAGUUCCGAUGAGGAUGAAAGGAGUGCACCUUGCAGUGCACCUUGCAGCAUACUUUGGAUUGGUGGAAUCUAUGACGGACUUACUAGAGAAGCAGUACGCUCCGAACCCAAAGGAUAGUUCAGGUCGGACGCCACUGUCAUGGGCUGCAGAAAACGGGCAUGAGGCAGUAGUCAAGCUGCUGCUUAGUGAUAAGAGAGUUGACCCACAUUCUAAGGACAAAACGUAUGGUCAGACGCCACUGUUCAGGGCUGCGGGAAAUGGACAUGAGGCUGUGGUCAAGCUGCUGCUUAGUGAUAAGAGAGCUGACCCAAAUUCUAAGGAUAAAAGUGGCUGGACGCCACUGUUAUUAGCUGCGGAAAAUGGGCAUGAGUGCUUGAUGCUGGCGGGUGUUGAAAUUGCGCAAAGUACGGACAUAUGGUUAUACCAUAUCGUCAUUAAAGGCAUGGUGGAGAUGGUCAGUCCUGUGAACGAAUACGCCACCCUCGCCGCGAACAACGUUAACGGCUUCGUGUCCUCUAUCCUCGCGUGGGUGAGAGAGACCAAUGCAACAAUCGGAGCUUAUACGUUCUCCGGCUUUGAUAUAUAUGACUUCGACGACCUUGACGGACUCGUUACCAGCACUUGUCAAACAGCCGUUGCCCAGACCAUUCGAUGUCCCAAAUAUCUCACCAUAUUUGAUGUGCAGUUCUACUUGUGGUCCCAGCCUCCAGAGCUGGUAGCAUUCUCUGACGCCAACAGCAUGGAAUCAAUGCCAACUAAUGAGCUUUGCUCGUGGUGCUGGACACAGAUGGUUAUUAUGAUGCAAAAUAGCUCCUAUUCUGCAUUUAACGACUACUAUCAGUCCGGGAUGCAAUACAUGGUCAGCGAAUGUUCUCUAGACGCGCCAACCACUAUGCCCGAAUCUCUUAUUCAAGCCCAGCCCACGGUGACGCCGAUGUGCCUGUCGGGCGUGAACUAUACGAUUCAGGAAGGAGACACAUGCGACUCCAUCGCCAUUGCAAACCACGUAACAUCUGCCUCGAUCCUCACCAAUAAUCGUAUGAUUAUAAAUAGCUGCUCAUCACUCAUUCCUGGAAGAACAAUAUGCAUGCCUCUGUCAUGCACACCUUUGUACUCUCUGCAGCCUGACGACGACUGUUUUACAAUCGAAAAUGCAAACAGACUGCGGGAUGGUACUCUUCACCAGUACAAUCCAUGGAUCAAUUACUUCUAUAGCAAUCUCCAGGAAUCGACUGAUAUUCUCGGACAUACGUUAUGCUUGGGCCCUCAAGCUGGGAAGUUCGUUUCCAACAGUAGGCUCCACCCUAACCCUCCUGCUUCCUCAGUGCCCUCUACGGGCUAUUCGCAGUAUGUUACAGCUCCGCCAAUAAAUGCAACGGUAGCCUUGGGGACAACGACUUAUUGCGGUAUAUGGUAUACUGUCAACGAGGGAGAUACAUGCGCCCAAAUUUGCGUCAUGGAGUCUAUACCUUCCAGUCUAUUCCUUGCAAUCAACCCGUCGCUUAGCGGUACCAAAUGUGACACAAGUCUGGUCGUGAACACAACAUACUGCGUGGCUCCAAUGUUCAGUUGGGAUGACCCUUCGUAUUGGGCCGAUGAUGAUCCGCCGUCUAUAACGUGA
Messenger RNA from Talaromyces amestolkiae, 4071 nucleotides. RefSeq lists its product as uncharacterized. Gene Ontology annotation, biological process: nucleoside metabolic process. The transcript has 6 exons. Lineage: Eukaryota; Fungi; Ascomycota; Eurotiomycetes; Eurotiales; Trichocomaceae. Bases 1 to 4071 code for a protein of 1356 amino acids. Gene Ontology annotation, molecular function: protein binding; catalytic activity. The record is from RefSeq and is a predicted model, not a curated record.